AAGACCAAGCGAGACUGCUUCGGGGAACUCAACAUCAUGACAGAGAGCAAAUGUCAUAUCGCCAUUCUGAUCGCCGAUGCUCGUUCCGAAUCUCAGCCCAAGGCGCAGCGAGAAAACUGCCUGUUGGUUAUCAAUGAGCUCCUUAUAAACCAGCCCGAGUGCUUUACGGGCCACAAGAAGCAGCUGUUCACCCAGUUGCUGGUUUGCAGAAAAGACGAAAGUGACGAGGUCUCCGGAAGCGCCGACCUCGCGAUGGAAACCCUGAGCAAGAUGAUGGAGAGGGGAGAGUGUAUGUCGGCAUAUCUCGAAGCCCUCGAAGAGUGGGCGCCGUCUAUCAACUCUGAGGGCCCCGACGGGUCUCCAAACGGCUCGUGUCUGCAGUUCUUGGGUCCGCUGCUAAGACAGUAUACAGCCAAGGAGCUGUCUGAGAAGGGCUUCACCGGACGAAUCGCCAUCUCGGCUAUCAAGGGCUUGAAUGUCCCCGGAAGCCAAAACUCGCUCAUCCGAAAGUCAUCCAUCAUCUGCCUCGUUGAGCUGGAGAGGCUGAUUGGCAACUCGUUGUGGAGCUACACCCAAGAUCUGACCGAUGCUCAGCGCAAGCUCCUCUCGGUAUACAUUGAGCGAGAAAGGGUCAUGCCUGUGUGAUUGGCGGGAAGGACUUGCCUCGAUUUCGCUCAGUGCCGGUGGUGCUACUGGUUCACUCGCCGUCUCUCCAAUACACACCACGAUCAGCAACCCCUCCCCCCCCCCGAGUCCAGUGAUCAUGUCGAUGUAUCGUGCGUCGACUGGCACACCAUCGACAACGACUCGUCUCUGGCCACAGCCAUCAGGGCGUUCGAACAUCCGGGGUCGGCAAGCCCACGGGGCGGGGGCUGUAUUCAAACAAAGGCGUAUUGAACAGCAGUCUCCGCAAGCUCUGCGCUUCAAGCAGAGCGACAACCAG
Messenger RNA from Polychytrium aggregatum, 943 nucleotides. RefSeq lists its product as uncharacterized. Bases 37 to 645 code for a protein of 202 amino acids. The record is from RefSeq and is a predicted model, not a curated record. Lineage: Eukaryota; Fungi; Chytridiomycota; Chytridiomycetes; Polychytriales. The transcript has 3 exons.